Fonsecaea erecta is the source of this 1026-nucleotide messenger RNA. RefSeq lists its product as hypothetical. Lineage: Eukaryota; Fungi; Ascomycota; Eurotiomycetes; Chaetothyriales; Herpotrichiellaceae. The transcript has a single exon. The coding region runs from base 1 to 1026 and encodes 341 amino acids. The record is from RefSeq and is a predicted model, not a curated record.
AUGACGGAUCCACAAGAUCAUGACAUGAACUUGGAGGAGGAAUAUGACGAAGAGGCUGACAGUGACUUUGAGGUGGAUGGCUCCGGCCCCGAAGGCUUGACCUCUUCUUCUGAGGACGAUGAUCGAGAUGCCGAUGAUGCGCCCCUUCGACCCCGAAAACGGCAGAAACUCGAAAACCUGCAGGGACAGGAACACCUGAUCACGGAACUCGACUCGGGGGACGAAGCCACAGUACGCGAACACAAAAAGGGCCAGAGGAAAGGCAAGAAAGAUGAGCAUGGAGUCCCAGAGCAGAGUGGACACGACUCGGAAGGAUGGCGAGCCCGCACCCGGGGCAUGCUGACGAAGGAAAAGGAAGAGAGAAAGAAAAACAAACUCGCUUCAAGCAAAGGAAGCACAAUCGACGUAAACAAAAUAUGGGAGGAGAUGAAUCGGCCAGGUCCACUUCCUCCUCCCCGGGUGGAAGGUGGUGCUGUUGACCAGAUGGUGCAGCCAAACGAAACAGCAAGGCCUCCGGAUGCCGCUUCUGUGAGUAAGGAUACUGACAAGGAAAAUGUGCCUGUGGUCGGUGGUGACGAGACUAUUAUGAUCAAGCGUACAUACAAGUUCGCAGGUGAGGUCCACGUUGAGGAAAAGAGGGUGCUUAAGUCAUCGGCAGAGGCCCGGCUGUGGCUGUCUCAGCAAGAUUCCUCAAAGGCUGGGAGUCCAGCAGCUGAUGGUAAAGUCGUGAAUCGGCCGCUGCGCAAGGUGUCCCGUUUCGAUCCCAAUUUCAACAAUUCAGACGCCUUCAAGGGUUCUUGGACGUCCAGAACAACCCGAGAAGUCCAGUUCAAAGGCCCUAAACUCAAUGUUGUUGAGAAGAGCAAGAUGGACUGGGCCGAACAUGUUGAUACUGAGGGCCUCCAAGAGGAGCUGGACACACAUGCCAAGGCAAAAGACGGCUAUCUGACAAGAAUGGACUUCCUGCAGCAAGUUGCAGAGCGCCAGGAAGCUGAAGCGAGGGCGGCAAGAGUCAAAGGCAGUUAG